Messenger RNA from Hirundo rustica (Barn swallow), 1724 nucleotides. Its product is annotated as D-dopachrome decarboxylase. The record is from RefSeq and is a predicted model, not a curated record. Bases 43 to 399 code for a protein of 118 amino acids. NCBI's taxonomy places the organism in Eukaryota, Metazoa, Chordata, Aves, Passeriformes, Hirundinidae. The transcript is spliced from 3 exons. Gene Ontology annotation, molecular function: phenylpyruvate tautomerase activity.
GCGCGCAGGCAGAGGCGGUGCGGGCCGCGGGGCAGGGGCGCUAUGCCGUUCGUGGAGCUGGACACCAGCCUGCCGGCCGAGCGGCUGCCGCCGGGGCUGGCGCAGACCCUGUGCGCCGCCGCCGCGGACAUCCUGGGCAAGCCGGCGGAGAGGGUGAACGUGACGGUGCGGAGCGGGCUGCCCAUGGUGCUGUCGGGCUCGGCCGAGCCGUGCGCCCAGCUGGUCGUGUCCUCCAUCGGCGUGGUGGGCACGGCGGAGCAGAACAAGGGGCACAGCGCCCGCUUCUUCGACGUCCUGACGGCGCAGCUGGGCCUCGGCCCCGAGCGGAUUGUCAUCCGCUUUUACCCACUGGAGCCCUGGCAGAUCGGCAAGAACAAGACAGUCAUGACAUUCCUGUGAUCCUUUGAGUGGCCCGCGGAACAAAGCAAUGACGAAGGCAACCCGGAGAUGAUCAGCUCUGCCUGUCUACGUAUUUCUUCUUGUGAUCAAAUCUGUGUAGCUCUGCACUUUCAUCUGAAUGAUUCACUUUCGUCUUUGAAUCUACUGUUUAUCUACUUGUUCCCUCUUGUGAUCAAAUCUGCAUAGCCCUGCACUUUUCUCUUUGCAUCCGGUACACACAAAGCUCAAGAGUGAGGCAAUUAACUGUACUGAUUUUACUGAAGUAGUUCAAAGUCUUUGUUUCAAACUCAGGCCUAGACAAAUCUGCUUGUGGCAGUAAAAAGUUUAAUUCUAGAAUGUUUGGCUUUACUGAGGACCAGAGAGGUUCUGAGGUUUAUCUAGUUUUUCUCAUAGUUUGCAAGGCAGAAAAAAUCCUUUUUACUGUUUCUCUGUAGCAGCAGAAGGGUCUCAGGCCAGCGAAGAUGACCUGGAAGUCCAAUUUUUUUCUUUUUCAGGCUCCUCUGAAAGCCCUUUGUGGAACGAGAAGUGAUUAUUGGGAGAGAAGUUUAGGGAUUGAAGGCUCAUGUCAGAUCUUGUGCUCUGUGCUCUGCCAUUGCCACCUCCUGUGACUGCUCCUACAAAGUGUUACUUGUUCACAAGGUUUUCAGGGCUCAAUGUCUGUCUGCUGAUGGCAGUGUCUGAAGGAGAGAGUCACUUCUGAAGACCUGCACUGUGCCACCAGAAAAUAUUUUGAGAUGUUUCUGCUACUGCCAGCUUUAAUUCCUGCUGUCCACUGUUUGUUCAGAGUCCUUUUCCUCGCUGUUAUGGGGAGUUUUGGGAUGAUACAGCAUCCCUCUGUGAUCUGUAGCUUGGUUUCCAGCUCAGUGUCCCUGCAGAGAAGUGGUUUGGGUUUUUAGGACCCGUAUACUCCCUCACUUAAUAACUGGAAUACACAGGGCAUUUUAUUAAAACAAAAGCAGGGUACUUCUUGUGUAUGUGUUGCCUCUGCCUUCUGCUGUUAAUGAAAACAUUUCUCAGUUCCCUUUCACUCUGUGACUUGGUCAGGUGGAGGUCAGGGAGCUCAGCACAUCCCUGGGACGUGGGGGUCUGUGAGAGCACAAGGCUGAAGGCAGCUUUUGUGCUCCUUCAUCUUUCUAAGUGAAGUGUUAUUUGUUUAUGGCUUUAUUGAAAAUACUCCUUCUAAUUGGCAUUUUAACAUUUGUUCCUUACACACCAUAAAUAAUUUCUCUGUUUGACAAGUCUGACAGGAAUAUAUCAAACACAGAUUUGUGUAUCAGGCUGGGGGGACUACACCUUAUCUGGUUAAUAAACUGUAGCAAAGCUUC